AUGAUCAGACUGGAACAGAACAAGGAAGACAGAUUGAAACUGUUGAGUCUUUUGGAGCAAAAGCAUGUCGUUCUGGGUAAACAGAAAGAACAUAUCUCAUGUUACACUGAGACGUUAGAGAGGGAAAGAGAAGGGUUGAAGAUCAUGAUGUCAGAAAUUGUCGCUCACAGAAAGGAAAUGGGAAAUCAACUGAAACAAGAGGCCUUGUUCGAAAGGAGACAUCUUCUGGAACUGAAGGCAGAGUUGAAGAAAGAAAGAGAGGGCCUGGACAGAGAGAGUGAGAUGAUGAACAAAGAGAAGCUGGAUUUGGAGCUGAUGAGGUCAGACAUCCUGAAACAAAGUGACACUUUGGAACAACAAAGACAAGAUAUAAAGGAAGAAAGAGAGAAGUUAGAAAUCACAAUGUCCGAUCUUCAAGUGUUGAAAGAACAUGCAGAAAUUCAGUUUGAGGUGAUCAACAAAGAGAAAGCCAACAUUAAAGAUCUGACCCUUCAUCUUCAGACAGAAAAAGACAAACUUGACAAUAUCAUGACGAUGAUUGUUUUAAAACAAGAAGAACAAAAACUCAAGGAGGACCAGCUCAGUAGACAAACACAACAACUGGAAAUCAAAAAGACCAGUCUACUGGAAGAAAGAGAAGAACUGGAUCUUUCAAGGAAGGAUCUCAACAAAAAGAAGGAAGAGGUUGAAACAGCCAUGAACACCAUCAAUGACGAGAGAGAGAUAAUCAAUCAGAUGCAGAGUACUACUGACAUGGAAAGAGCAAUGCUCAAGAAUGAAAAGGACGGACUGGAAAGAAGAAUAUCGGAAAUGAAAACACGAGAGGAUCAACUAUUGAAUAAGAUGAGAUCAAUGGGAAUUCUGUGGGAAAAACUUCAACAGCUGAAUGAACGGCUGAGAGAAGAAAUGAAAAACAAAAUGAUCAGACUGGAACAGAACAAGGAAGACAGAUUGAAACUGUUGAGUCUUUUGGAGCAAAAGCAUGAUGUUCUGGGUAAACAGAAAGAACAUAUCUCAUGUUACACUGAGACGUUAGAGGGGGAAAGAGAAGGGUUGAAGAUCAUGAUGUCAGAAAUUGUCACUCACAGAAAGGAAAUGGGAAAUCAACUGAAACAAGAGGCCUUGUUCGAAAGGAGACAUCUUCUGGAACUGAAGGCAGAGUUGAAGAAAGAAAGAGAGGGCCUGGACAGAGAGAGUGAGAUGAUGAACAAAGAGAAGCUGGAUUUGGAGCUGAUGAGGUCAGACAUCCUGAAACAAAGUGACACUUUGGAACAACAAAGACAAGAUAUAAAGGAAGAAAGAGAGAAGUUAGAAAUCACAAUGUCCGAUCUUCAAGUGUUGAAAGAACAUGCAGAAAUUCAGUUUGAGGUGAUCAACAAAGAGAAAGCCAACAUUAAAGAUCUGACCCUUCAUCUUCAGACAGAAAAAGACAAACUUGACAAUAUCAUGACGAUGAUUGUUUUAAAACAAGAAGAACAAAAACUCAAGGAGGACCAGCUCAGUAGACAAACACAACAACUGGAAAUCAAAAAGACCAGUCUACUGGAAGAAAGAGAAGAACUGGAUCUUUCAAGGAAGGAUCUCAACAAAAAGAAGGAAGAGGUUGAAACAGCCAUGAACACCAUCAAUGACGAGAGAGAGAUAAUCAAUCAGAUGCAGAGUACUACUGACAUGGAAAGAGCAAUGCUCAAGAAUGAAAAGGACGGACUGGAAAGAAGAAUAUCGGAAAUGAAAACACGAGAGGAUCAACUAUUGAAUAAGAUGAGAUCAAUGGGAAUUCUGUGGGAAAAACUUCAACAGCUGAAUGAACGGCUGAGAGAAGAAAUGAAAAACAAAAUGAUCAGACUGGAACAGAACAAGGAAGACAGAUUGAAACUGUUGAGUCUUUUGGAGCAAAAGCAUGAUGUUCUGGGUAAACAGAAAGAACAUAUCUCAUGUUACACUGAGACGUUAGAGGGGGAAAGAGAAGGGUUGAAGAUCAUGAUGUCAGAAAUUGUCACUCACAGAAAGGAAAUGGGAAAUCAACUGAAACAAGAGGCCUUGUUCGAAAGGAGACAUCUUCUGGAACUGAAGGCAGAGUUGAAGAAAGAAAGAGAGGGCCUGGACAGAGAGAGUGAGAUGAUGAACAAAGAGAAGCUGGAUUUGGAGCUGAUGAGGUCAGACAUCCUGAAACAAAGUGACACUUUGGAACAACAAAGACAAGAUAUAAAGGAAGAAAGAGAGAAGUUAGAAAUCACAAUGUCCGAUCUUCAAGUGUUGAAAGAACAUGCAGAAAUUCAGUUUGAGGUGAUCAACAAAGAGAAAGCCAACAUUAAAGAUCUGACCCUUCAUCUUCAGACAGAAAAAGACAAACUUGACAAUAUCAUGACGAUGAUUGUUUUAAAACAAGAAGAACAAAAACUCAAGGAGGACCAGCUCAGUAGACAAACACAACAACUGGAAAUCAAAAAGACCAGUCUACUGGAAGAAAGAGAAGAACUGGAUCUUUCAAGGAAGGAUCUCAACAAAAAGAAGGAAGAGGUUGAAACAGCCAUGAACACCAUCAAUGACGAGAGAGAGAAAAUCAAUCAGAUGCAGAGUACUACUGACAUGGAAAGAGCAAUGCUCAAGAAUGAAAAGGACGGACUGGAAAGAAGAAUAUCGGAAAUGAAAACACGAGAGGAUCAACUAUUGAAUAAGAUGAGAUCAAUGGGAAUUCUGUGGGAAAAACUUCAACAGCUGAAUGAACGGCUGAGAGAAGAAAUGAAAAACAAAAUGAUCAGACUGGAACAGAACAAGGAAGACAGAUUGAAACUGUUGAGUCUUUUGGAGCAAAAGCAUGAUGUUCUGGGUAAACAGAAAGAACAUAUCUCAUGUUACACUGAGACGUUAGAGGGGGAAAGAGAAGGGUUGAAGAUCAUGAUGUCAGAAAUUGUCACUCACAGAAAGGAAAUGGGAAAUCAACUGAAACAAGAGGCCUUGUUCGAAAGGAGACAUCUUCUGGAACUGAAGGCAGAGUUGAAGAAAGAAAGAGAGGGCCUGGACAGAGAGAGUGAGAUGAUGAACAAAGAGAAGAAGUGA
This is a messenger RNA of Eleginops maclovinus (Patagonian blennie), 3060 nucleotides long. Its product is annotated as trichohyalin-like. The record is from RefSeq and is a predicted model, not a curated record. Bases 1 to 3060 code for a protein of 1019 amino acids. The transcript has 2 exons. NCBI's taxonomy places the organism in Eukaryota, Metazoa, Chordata, Actinopteri, Perciformes, Eleginopidae.